AAACAUGGCAUAGUUAUCAAGCUUGUUUCUCUGAGGGGGCACUUUUCCAAGGGUAUUUGAAGCCUUAGAAGUCUUACUGUCUUGGGUCCCUGGAAGGUGGGGGGAUGUUCAGAUCUUCUUUUUGUGGCUAUGGACACCCUUCAACAGUGUUUUAUCGGCUUCAGGGGCUUAGGCUUGGCUUCUAAUUUGAGAAGACAAUGGUUUCCUUCUUUACUUUCAGCAACAUCUUGGGGGAAAGGGUCUUCCAUGGUACUUCUAAGGAAGAUUUCUGAGCAAAGGAUUGACUUGUUUAGACCUUUGUCUUAAGAAGACAAUUUGGAAAGUUGUGUGGAGCAUGGAUUAGAUUGGGGAAAGUGUAAGAAAGGAGAACAAUUGGACAAUGUUUCAUGGUUCAGCUGUAUUUUAGUUGGAAUAUCAGAACAAUUUGAAGUAUGGGGAAAAAGAAGAAAAAAGAGAUUCAAGAUGACCAAGCAGAAACUAAAGCUCCUGUCAGCGAAGCACUAUUAGAAUAUUAUUGUCAAAUAAAGGAAGAUGCAAUAGAGAGACUCAUGGUCCAAGUAAGAAAACUUAGGGAUAAGAAUCUAAAAUCUCACGAACGGAAUGCACGACUCAAGUCAGAGCAGUUGUGGCACAUCAAGAAUCUGUUAAGUGACCUAACUGAAGAACAAAAGAAAGCAGAAGCAGCCACCAUAGUGACAAGGGAAGAAGUGGAAGAGGCCCUAAAACAAAAAUGGAAAUUCAUUAAAGACCAGGAACAAAAUUUGAAAGAUAUGCGCUUGCAGAUAAGCAAUGCGGAGAAAACAUUCCUUGAGAAACUUGGAGAGAGGGAAUAUUGGGAGGAAUACAAGAAUGUAGGAAGUGAACAACAUGCUAAGCUAAUCACCUCCUUAGAAAAUGACAUCAGUUCAGUUAAAGAGAAUACAAGGAAAAUGUCAGAAUAUUAUAGAGCUUCUCUGGAUGAAACUAGAAAGAGAAUUAGCAGCAACACCUUGAAACAAAUGGUUGAAAAGAAGGAAUUGGCCACACAGAAUGCAGUAAAAAACAUUGAUAAACGCAGCAAUAGAGAAAUCUUGGAGAAUGACUGGCUUAAAAAAGAAGUUGAACUUCAUAAGAAAGAAGUAGCAGAAUUAGAACAUGCUAUUCACCAUCUGGAAGAAGAAAACUUACUGCUUAUAAGUCAAUUAUUCGACUGCAGACUUGCAGAUCUAAAAAUAAACAGACCUCUGUUUCUUACACAAGCAGCUGGCCUAGGAGAACAAAAAGAUUUUCCUGAAGAAAUACAGCCAGAAACAAACUUAGAAUCAGAGCCCUUAAUGAAAAAAAGUGAAACAGAACUUCUUUCAUUGUCAAAAAGAUUAUCUUUUCUUUAUGAAGAUAAUGAGGAAAAUAUAAAUGAGUUGCAAAAAAGUAUAGAAGGUACUGAUCAUGAUCCAUGUAUCGAAUUUGGUGCUUCUGAUCUAGGUUAUUUGUUAUAUGAAGACGAAAAGGAUUUCAAGGAAUAUACUGAUCUCGGCCCACUGGAGGUGAAACUUAUGGCUAUAGAAGGACAGAAAAAGCCUAUUCUUGAAGGACUGAAAGAAAUGACCAAAAAAGACUGGCUAGAUGCUGGGGAAACAGGGAAUACUAUCACAUAUAAGAUGAUCUGUUCUUUGAAAGAUUAGAGACUUGCAGGUGAAAAAAAACCACUUUUCCAUUGUCAAGAUCAUAGAUUUUAUAAAUUCAUUGUUUGUUGAAGCUUUAAUCUACUUUCAAGCCAAUUUUUAAAAAUAUUGCUUAAGUUGGUAUUUUCAAAGAUCAUAAUUAUACUUAAAAUAAAAGUUUCAACUAUUCAACUAUU
Messenger RNA from Antechinus flavipes (yellow-footed antechinus), 1837 nucleotides. It is a transcript of the gene CCDC83, whose product is annotated as coiled-coil domain containing 83. The coding region runs from base 432 to 1661 and encodes 409 amino acids. The transcript is spliced from 11 exons. The record is from RefSeq and is a predicted model, not a curated record. Lineage: Eukaryota; Metazoa; Chordata; Mammalia; Dasyuromorphia; Dasyuridae.